AUGGAGGUUGCUAUUGUUCCAGCCAGCGCCGUUGACAUCCCAGAUCUUUUGCGCGUGCACAAAUCUGCAUUCAAAAGCGAUCAAUUUUCAAAUUUCAUGCUCGCAGGUCGAGAUGAAAAUGUGCAUCGUAACCUUAUGAAGCAGUCAAUCGAGACAUGGCUCUCUACCCACACUUCGCAACUGGUAAAGGCCGUGGCCGAUGACGGGAACGUCGUUGGGUGGGCGUGUUGGCUAGUCAAGGGAGAAGAUCAAAGCCAGCCCCUCAUGAAACCGGAACAUAUACGUGACUGGCCGAAUAAUGUCGGAUCCGCCCCUGUUCUUCAUGGUGAGAGAGUGUCCACGGACGAGCCUGGAGAAUACACAAAUCACGCAUCGCAACUACAAAAUGAUAAACUGAAAACACCAGCUCAACUCGUCAGUCGGCAGAUGCGCAAUGAUUUGAUGAAAUGGGAGGAUCAGAUGAAAGGCAGGCGAUACUAUGUUUUGCAGGCCCUUGUGACAAGUCCACACUGCCAGCGUCAGGGAGUUGCGUCCCAGAUGAUCCAGUGGGGGGUUGAUAGGGCCGAUGCAGAGAAGAUUUCAUGCUGA
Messenger RNA from Talaromyces atroroseus, 588 nucleotides. RefSeq lists its product as hypothetical. The transcript has a single exon. The coding region runs from base 1 to 588 and encodes 195 amino acids. Lineage: Eukaryota; Fungi; Ascomycota; Eurotiomycetes; Eurotiales; Trichocomaceae. The record is from RefSeq and is a predicted model, not a curated record.